CGGAUCCCGCGUUGCUGUGGCCCUGGCGUAGGCCGGCAGCUACAGCUCCGAAUCGACCCUCAGCCUGGGAACCUCCAUAUGCCGCAGGAGCAGCCCAAGAAAUGGCAAAAAGACAAAAAAAUAAAAAAUUAAAAAAUUAAGAAGCAGCUGAAGCACAAGAGAUUAAUAUUAAGUAACACCCCACAAAGUGUGAGAAUCAGGUCUGGACUCCAGAACCCAUGCUGUCAACCACAUUCAGUUUGUCACCCCACCACCUGUGUAGUACCAGUCAGGGCUGAGUUUGGGGAAGGUGCUACCUCUGAUGGAGAACAUCAGGCAAAGGAAACGUGGAGAGCAAAACACAUGCAGACCUGUAGGGGUAGGGACGAUAUAUAGUAUCCUUGGCCCAGGCAUCCAGUGAAUAUGGGGUGCUUAGGCUGGAGGUGAGGUGGGCACCACCCUGGGGAGCUUCAUAUGCGGACUUGCUGAGCCUCUGGCAGGGUGGCUGACAGGCUGAUCGGAUAGUGGUGGUAACUGAUAUGUGCUGGAUGCUAUUUAAGGAACUUUUGUGUUUUGUCUCAUUGUACACCCCGCGUGAGGUGGUGAUGGGGUGGGAAUGGGGGAUUUGGGACAAGGUCUGGGCCCUGAGACACAGGGCAAGCUAGGGCUGGUGGCAGGCUUGGAGUAACGCAAGCAGGUUUCAGGCGACACCGUGUCAGGAGCUUGGUGGUCUCUGUCCCUCUGGCAGUCAGCCCCACCCCCUCAUCUGCACCACAGUUGCCUGCCCUCAGCCCUCCUGGUUACCACCCGGUUACUGCUGAGUUCUGAGGAAGUGGUGGUUCCAUGUCCACCCAGGGAGUGCCCUCAGGGCUAGUUGGGCAUAGACCUGGGUCCCCAGAGGGUUACUCUGAGACAUACACCCCUUCCCCCUCCUGGGACACUGACUUCUCAAUACCCCCUGCUUUUUCCCCUUCUGCUUUGGGGCCCUGGGAGGAGUGUGGCUGCUCCUGACCUGCCUUCACAGGAGGGGCAGAGUUGGGACCCCGGCCCAGUCAGCCUGGGGUGGGGACUGGUCUGGCCUGCUGAUAUUCCUGUUCAGAGCUGGAAAGGGAGGGAGGAGCCAGCUGAGGCAGAGCUUGAAGAGGAGUGCGGGGAGCCCAUGCAGCACAGCCACCUCUUUCUGGCUCUGGAGCCUUCCUCAUGCAGCACUGCCUUCUGGCUCCUGCAGGGACUCCCACACCCUCCAACACUGCAGCCUCAAGCCAUGGGGCCCAGGUCAGAGCCAUGCUGAGGCCUCCCAGGGGAAAGAGGUGAGACCCACCCCUGCCUAGUACCGUGAUUGAGAGACACCUCCUGCCCCUCCAGAACCCACAGAGACUGCUUCUUUGACUGCCUCAGCCCUGAAUCUGGCCCCAGCUGGACCUGCUGGAAGUUUGUAGCACUGAACAGGCCGAGGGUGUGGUUCCAGGGACAGAAAGCAGGGGUGUGCCAAGUUGAGGGGCUCGUCCUGGUCUGGGAGGGCCAAUCCAGGUGAUGGCCAUGAGGAAGGUGGUAGGUUCCUGCUUAAAUAUCAAAACCCAAGUCACAGAUGGCAGUGGGGCACUGGGGAGCAGAGGCCUGCAUAGGAGGGUGUGGAUCACAGACAUGGGGGGCCAGAGAGCCUGGAGGAACAGGCUCUGGUUCAACUAGGGGCCCAGAAUGCCUGGCUCAGCAAUUGAGCUUUUAUCUUUGGGUUAGGGAGGGGGGCCAUGGUCAAAUGUGGGCUUACAUGUGCUCAGCAGAGUUGCAGUGGGCAAAAAGGACUCAUGUUUUAGGUGAGAGAUGACUGUGGCUUGACUCGGGGUGGAAGAGAGGAGGAUGGUGUUGGGACAAUUUUGAAGGUAGACAGGAAUCUGUGGGGUCAUUGAGUCGGGGUCGUGGGUCAUGUGGUCAUCUUGGGUUGACUGGCUUUCGCUACCAUGAGUGGUCUUGGCCCUGUUCUGGUCUGGCUUUCAGCAUCCUCGAAGGUGCAGCUGCAUCUGUGGUAGUGGAUUAGGCAGACCCUCUGGGGCCCGCCCUUUCCCUAUCUGCAAUGGGAAGCAUUCAAAAGAAAUAGUCUAAGAGCCCUGGCCUGCUCUUGUGUGUUUCAGGGUUGGGCCUGGUCCUUGCUGGUUUAUGGAGAAGGAGAGGUGUGAACAGAGGUUGGCGAGCAGGGAGGCUGCCAGCAACAGAGGGUUGGAGAGGCCACUAGAGGUUAACUGACAGGCAAAAAGUCAUGGUGGUGUGGGCCUGUACCUUGGCAGCCCUGGCCUCACUCCGAGCUGCUUGGGCCACUGUGACAAAACGUACAAGGAAAGUGCCCAACCAUAGGGUGGAGGUGGCUCUGCCUAGGUUUUUGGGGGGCCUGCCCCGGUCUUCUGGGGUCAGACCCCCUUCCAUGGGGUCCAUUCAGUUCUGACCCUGAGGUCUGGGACCCACAAGUGGCAAAAAGUUAGCCAUCUCUCCAAAGGUAGUUCUUGAGUUGAGGUUUGUGGCACCUGAGGAGCAGACUCAGGGUGUUGGCUGAGAUGUAUCUCUUGCCCCUACAUCUUUCUGCAGUAUUGUCCCUGUCUCACCCUUCUGCCUCUGGGAAAGAAGCUUGCCUUCUGGGCUCAACUGGUUAGGGUGUGGGCUCCAGAUAGGACCAGCAUGGAAGAUGGGGGAGGGGAGGUGUUGGGGGAAGGGAUGGAAGGAACUCAGGUCCAGACCACCACCCACUGCAUGCCCUGAGAGGGGCUUAAAGGUUAGAGCAGAUUAGGGCUAGUCUAGGACUGUGUCCCUGGAGCAAAGAGACCAGCAAGGCCAACUGGGGAGCCAGGACUUGGGAGGUGCAUGGGGCAAAGAUAGGGGUGAGUUCUCCAGCAUCAUUCCCUGGGCCUGAGGCCUUAGACUCGGGUCAAGGACCUGUAAGCACCUUGAAUGAACGGCACUUUAGUAGCAGGGACCAGAACCUGUCCCUGGAUAGACCUGCCCUGACUCUAGGCUGGACUUCAUGCUGGUAGAACUAGUUUUUGUCCACAAGCUCCACCCAGGGCAGUAUGACCCCUGCCCCUCUGUGCUGCAGGCCCCGCCCCUGGUGCUGGGCUGGGUCCCUCAGAGCUUCUCUUUCUGGGCCCUGGGUGCCCCAGGCCCCCCCACAUCCCUGCGGUCUGCCGGGAGGAAGCGGCCCCCUUCCCCCACCAUGACUCUGCGCUUCCUGCUCUGGGGGCCAGGGCGGGAGGGGACAUUUCCCGUUCACACCAAAGUUUCCCUGGCUGGCGGCGCGGGCUCAGCUGCUCUCUCUCGCCCAUGGAACCAGCUCUGGGGCCUGGGGUCCAGAAGGACCUGGGCUACCUGCAGCAGUGGCUGAAGGCCUUUGUGGGUACCUUCGAGAAGAGCAUCUCGCUAAGCUCUCUGGAGCCACGCAGGCCGGAGGAGGCAGGUGCAGAGGUGCCACUUCUACCGCUGGAUGCACUGCAUGUGCUGACUGAGCAGCUGGCCGAGCGGGAUCUGGAGCAAGCCCUGCUGUUGCUCAAGCUCUUUGUCGUUCUCUGCAGGAACCCGGAGAAUGUAGAGGCAGGCUGGGGCCGGGUGCUGGUGCCCCAGGUGCUGGCAUUGCUGACCUGGUUGGUGGCUGAGCUGAAAGGACCCCCACCACCGCAGGAGGCCCGUGGGUCUCAGCUGGAAAACGCGGCCCUGCAUGCCCUGCUCCUCUUUGAGGGCCUCUUCGACCCCUACCAGACCUGGCGACGCCAGCAGAGCGGGGAAGUCAUCAGCUCCAAGGAGAAGAGCAAAUACAAGUUCCCUCCUGCUGCUUUGCCUUGUGAAUUCAGCACCUUCUUCAGAGAGAGCCUGCAGGAUGCAGAUCGCUUGCCUCCUGUGCUGCUGCUGCGUCUCAUCCACCUCUUUGGUGCUGUCCUUGCAGGAGGGAAGGAGAACGGGCAGAAGGCUGUGAGUGCUGGCUCUGUGCAGGGCUUGCUGGGUGUGGUGCAGGCCUGGGGUCACAGGCCAGCCCAGGACCCCCGCCUAGUGCCGCUGGCGCUGAAGGCACUAGUGGGUGCGGUACAUAUCCUGCAUGCCAGCCGCACACCCCCCCGGGGGCCAGAGCUCCGAGCCCUGCUUGAGGGCUACUUCCGCGUCCUUAAUACCGACUGGCCAGCCGGGCCAAGCCCGGACCCUGAAGAGGCCCUCGUCACCCUGCGGGUCAGCAUGCUUGAUGCCAUUCCCAUGAUGCUGGCAUGCGAGGACCGGCCAGUUCUGCAGGCCACCUUCCUCAGCAACAAUUGCUUUGAACACCUUAUUCGCCUCAUCCAGAACAGCAAGGUACUGGACCAGGACACAGAUGCAAUUGCAGUCCAUGUAGUCAGAGUGCUGACCUGCAUCAUGAGCGGCUCCCCCUCAGCCAAGGAGGUGUUCAAGGAACGCAUUGGCUACCCUCACCUGCACGAAGUUCUGCAGAGCCACGGUCCCCCCACCCAUCGGCUGUUGCAAGAGCUACUCAACAUGGCCGUGGAGGGUGACCACAGCACAUGUCCACCGCCACCAAUCCGCAACGAGCAGCCAGUGCUGGUGCUGAUGCGGUGGCUGCCAGCUCUGCCCACAGCUGAGCUGCGGCUCUUCCUAGCACAGCGCCUCUGGUGGCUCUGUGACAGCUGCCCUGCCAGUCGUGCCACAUGUGUGCAGGCUGGUUUGGUGGGCUGUCUGUUGGAGACACUCAGCACAGGAGUAGCCCUGGGGACCCGCUGCCAGGAGCAAUUGUUGGCGCUGCUGCAAGCAUUGGGCCACGUGUCACUAAGGCCCUUGGAGCUGCGUCAGUUGCUUCGCCCCCCACCAGGGCUGGACUCAGGGUCGAGCGUUGCUGAGGCUGAGAAUGCCCGACACGCAGGAGCCAUCAUCCGCGCACUAUCAGGCAUGGCCCGGGACCGGGGCCCUGCCCGAGCCCUACACUACUUUGACCUCACGCCCAGCAUGGCGGGUAUCAUGGUACCCCCUGUGCAGCGAUGGCCAGGCCCUGGCUUCACUUUCCAUGCCUGGCUCUGUCUGCACCCCAUGGCUGCAGCGCCAGUCCCGGCCCCCACCCCUACUCCCACCCGGCCACUCCAGCGAAAGCAGCUGUACAGCUUCUUCACCAGUAGUGGUUCAGGGUUUGAAGCCUUCUUCACAGCGGCCGGGACCCUGGUGGUGGCUGUGUGCACCCGGAAGGAGUACUUGACCAUGAGCUUGCCUGAAGUGUCCUUUUUGGACUCUACCUGGCACUGUGUGGCCAUUGUCCAUGUGCCUGGGCGCCGGCCCUUCAGCCAGAACCUGGUUUAUGUCUACAAAGAUGGCCAUCUGGUCAAGACAGCAACCCUUCGCUGCCCCUCCCUUAAUGAGCCUUUCUCUUCCUGCUGUAUCGGCUCUGCUGGGCACCGCACAACGACCACCACCACGGGGCUGCCUGCGCCAUCAGUCCCUGCUGCCCUGGCUCACACGCACCCCUCCCUCACCCGCUCCCAGUCUGUCCCGGCCACCACAGGGCUUGGCUGGGGAUCUGGGCUGGUGGCCCCCCUGCAGGAGGGCAGCAUCAGCUCUACCCUUGCAGGCACACAGGACACUCGGUGGGGCAGCCCCACAUCCCUGGAGGGCGAGCUAGGGGCUGUGGCCAUCUUCCAUGAAGCCCUGCAGGUGGAAGCCUUGCGGGUCCUCUGUAACCUGGGGCCGAAUGAGACAGCACCCUUCAAGCCUGAGGGUGAGCUGCAUGAGCUUGCCACCAAGCUACUCCUCCAUUAUUCACCUCAGGCCUGUAAGAACAACAUUUGUCUGGACCUGUCCCCUGGCCACGGGCUGGAUGGCCGCCUCACGGGCCACAGAGUGGAGACCUGGGAUGUGAAGGACGUGGUGAAUUGUGUGGGAGGCAUGGGCGCCCUGCUUCCCCUGCUGGAGCAAGUGGCUGCACAGCCCCAAGAGGCCGAGGCAGGUCCGGCAGAAACACAUGACCUUGUGGGGCCUGAACUGACCUCUGGCCACAACUUCCAGGGCCUGCUUCUCCCACUAGGCAAGUCCUCAGCAGUAGAGGAGCGGAUGGAGAGGAAUGCAGUGGCUGCAUUUCUGCUGAUGCUGCGGAACUUCCUGCAGGGCCAUGCUGUGAACCAGGAGAGCCUGGUGCAGUGCCAGGGGCCUGCCAUCAUCGGGGCCCUCCUGCGCAAGGUCCCCAGCUGGGCCAUGGACAUGAAUGUGCUCAUGUCUGCCCAGCUGCUGAUGGAGCUGGUGGCAGCGGAGGGCAGUGGGCCCCUUUUAUACUUGCUCUACCAGCAUUUGCUCUUCAACUUUCACCUUUGGACCUCCAGUGACUUUGCUGUGCGCCUGGGCCACAUCCAGUACGUGUCCAGCAUCGUGCGUGAGCAUAGACAGAAGCUGCGGAAGAAGUAUGGGGUCCAGUUCAUCCUUGAUGCCCUGCGUACCCACUACAGCUUGCAGCGGGAGCGCCCCCUAGCGGCGGAUGACUUGCGUACGGUGCAGACGUCACUCCUCGGCCUGGUGCGGGAAUUCCUGGUGCGGAGCUCUUCCUCUGAUGACCUGCAGGUGGUGCUGAACUUCCUGGCUGCUGGGGUUGAUGAUGGCCAGGUGGUGGGUGUGCUGGAUCUGCUGCUGGCACUGCUACAGAGCCUGCCAGCCCAGGAAUCUUUGGCCAUCUUCCUGCUGGAGCCAGGGAACCUUGAGGUGCUGUUGGCACUGCUGGUGCGGCCAAGGUCCACACCCUCGCUGCCUGACCGGGUCUGCAAGAUCCUGCGCAGACUGCAGCAGAAUGAGCGCUUACCUGAGCGCAGCCGCCAGCGGCUCCGGCUGCGAGAGUGUGGUCUUCAGGGUCUCAUUGCCUGCCUGCCGGAGGGGGCCGUUUCCCCCCAGCUCUGCCAGGGCCUCUACAAGCUGUUCCUGGGGGCAGAUUGCCUGAACCUCUCAGAUCUCUUGGCUGUGGUGCAGCUGUCCCUCCAGGCUGACCUCAGCGUCCGCCUGGAUGUUUGUCGUCAGCUUUUUCACCUCAUCUAUGGACAGCCAGACAUAGUGCGGUUGCUGGCCCGACAGGCUGGCUGGCAGGAUGUGCUGACCCGGCUGUUUGUCGUGGAAGCUGUCACAGCCGGGAGUCCCCUGCCCUUUUCCCCCGAGCCACCCACCUCCCCGGAGCCAGCCUUACACAAGCCACCCACUGAGUCACCUGAAUCUUCGGACGUCUUCCUACCCUCAGAGGCUCCCUCCCCCGACCCGGACAGCUUUUACCAUGCUCUCUCCCCAUUCUGCACACCCCUUGAGCUGGGCCUGGAACGGUCCAGUGUGAGCUCAGGUAACACUGCUGGCGGUGGCAGCGGCAGCGGAACCCUCACUCCAGCCAGCCAGCCUGGCACACCUUCCCCACUGGAUGGGCCCCGGCCCUUUCCUCCUUCCCGUGGCCGCCACAGCUCCAGUCUCUCCAAUGUGCUGGAGGAUGGCAGCCUGCCAGAGCCCACCAUCAGUGGAGAUGACACGUCUAAUACCAGUAACCCUCAGCAAACCUGUGAAGAGGAGCUUUGCAACCUGCUCACCAACGUGCUAUUCUCGGUGACAUGGCGGGGCGUGGAUGGCAGCGAUGAGGCUGCCUGGCGGGAGCGUGGCCAGGUCUUCUCUGUGCUCACCCAGCUGGGGGCCUCAGCCACACUUGUGCGCCCACCAGACUACAUCAAGCGCAGCCUCCUGGAGAUGAUGCUGGAGUCAGCCCUGACGGACAUCAGAGAGGCCCCCCUUGGGGUGCUGGCCAGCCUCACCCAGCAAGCGCUUUGGCUGCUACGCCUGCUGCAGGACUUCUUAUGCGCCGAGGGCCAUGGUAACCAGGAGCUUUGGAGUGAGAAGCUCUUUGAAGGUGUGUGCAGCCUGCUUGAUCGCCUGGGAGCCUGGCCGCACCUGGCCAAUGGCACAGCAGAUUUCCGAGAGAUGGCACAGAUUGGCCUGCGCCUCGUGCUUGGCUACAUCCUGCUGGAGGAUCCACAGCUGCACGCCCAGGCCUAUGUGAAGUUGCAUGCGCUGCUGCAGACCACAGUGCCCAUGCGCCGGGAGGAGGCCUGCUAUGUGCUCUCCAAGCUGGAAGCGGCACUGGCACGGGCACUCAGUACCCUACCCUCGGAAAACCCUGCCGGGGUUGAGGAGCCCCCAGCUGCAGCCACUGCUGCAGAGCGGUGCUCAUGGCUGGUGCCGCUGGUGCGCACGCUGCUGGACCGAGCCUACGGGCCACUCGGGCUGCAGUGGGGGCUUCCUUCCCUGCCGCCCACGAACGGCAGCCCCACCUUCUUUGAGGACUUCCAGGCCUUUUGUGCCACCCCUGAAUGGCGUCACUUCAUUGACAAGCAGGUGCAGCCCACCAUGUCGCAGUUUGAAAUGGACACCUAUGCUAAGAGCCACGACCUUAUGUCAGGCUUCUGGAACGCCUGCUAUGACAUGCUCAUGAGCAGUGGGCAGCGGCGCCAGCGGGAGCGGGCACACAGUCGUCGGGCCUUCCAGGAGCUGGUGCUGGAAUCUGCCCAGCGGCGGGCGCGCUUGGAGGGACUGCGCUACUUGGCGGCGUUGAAGCAGCAGGCAGCACAGCACUCGACCGCCCUGCUGCACUGGGGGGCUCUGUGGCGUCAGCUCUCCAGCCCCUGUGGGCCCUGGGCCCUGAGGGACCCGCCCACCCCCCACUGGAAGCUGUCCAGUGCCGAGACAUAUUCGCGCAUGCGUCUGAAGCUGGUGCCCAACCAUCACUUCAACCCUCACCUGGAAGCCAGUGCCCUACGGGACAACCUGGGUGAGGCCCCCCUGACACCCACCGAGGAGGCCUCACUGCCUCUAGCAGUGACCAAAGAGGCCAAAGUCAGCACCCUACCCGAGGAGCUGCAGGAAGACCAGCUGGGUGAGGAUGAACUGGCUGCGCUAGAGACUGCGUUGGAGGCAGCAGAACUGGACGAGCAGCAUGAGAAGCUGGUGCUGUCAGCUGAAUGCCAACUGGUCACAGUGGUGGCUGUGGUACCAGGCCUGCUAGAGGUCACCACACAGCAUGUGUAUUUCUAUGAUGGCAGUGCCGAGCGUGUUGAAACCGAGGAGGGCAUCGGCCAUGACUUCCGGCGCCCACUGGCCCAGCUGCGUGAGGUCCACCUCCGGCGUUUCAACCUGCGCCGUUCAGCACUUGAGCUCUUCUUCAUUGAUCAGGCCAACUACUUCCUCAACUUCCCAUGCAAGGUGGGCGGGCCUACAGCCUCCUCUCCUUACCAGGGCCCCAGGCCACAGCCUUGCCCCAUCCCACCCCACACCCAGGUUCGGAACCAGGUGUACUCGUGGCUCCUGCGCCUGCGACCCCCUACCCAAGGCUACCUAAGCAGCCGCUCCCCCCAGGAGAUGCUGCGCGCCUCAGGCCUUACCCAGAAAUGGGUACAGCGCGAGAUCUCCAACUUUGAAUACCUGAUGCAACUCAACACCAUCGCGGGGCGGACCUACAAUGACUUGUCUCAGUACCCUGUGGUGAGGUCCUGCCCCCUACCUCCACCCCACCCCGCUGGUCUGCCAGCCCUGCUUCACCCAAGUGUGGGCGUGGAUGGUGGGCCAAGCCCUGAACUUGGUCCCAGGCGGGUGCUUCCUGAGACCUGGUUUCUGUUCCCUGCUGUCCCCCCACACACGCAGCCCCACUCUCCUCCCCUCCUGGCAUCUGUUUUCCCCGGAGGGACUCCUGACCCAGAUAGUCCCUCCGGCUCCCCGGCAACCCCUCCACGUGGUGCACCCUCACCUGUGGGCUCUGCCCUUCUUCCUGAGGGUCAGGGUGGGCAGGUAGACCCUCAGGACUCUCAUGUAGCUCCUACCCGGGUGGGCGGCCAGUUCCCCUGGGUCCUACAGGACUAUGUGUCCCCAACAUUGGACCUCAGCAACCCGGCCGUCUUCCGGGACCUGUCCAAGCCCAUUGGUGUGGUGAACCCCAAGCAUGCCCAGCUUGUGAGGGAGAAGUAUGAGAGCUUCGAGGACCCAGCAGGCACCAUUGACAAGUUCCACUACGGCACCCACUAUUCCAAUGCAGCAGGCGUGAUGCACUACCUCAUUCGCGUGGAACCUUUCACCUCCCUGCAUGUCCAGCUGCAGAGUGGCCGCUUUGACUGCUCUGACCGGCAGUUCCACUCAGUGGCAGCAGCCUGGCAGGCCCGCUUGGAGAGCCCCGCCGAUGUGAAGGAGCUCAUCCCGGAGUUCUUCUACUUCCCUGACUUUCUGGAGAACCAGAACGUCUUUGUGCCAGGCUUUGAUCUGGGCUGCCUCCAGCUGACCAAUGAGAAGGUGGGCGAUGUGGUGCUGCCCCCAUGGGCCAGCUCUCCUGAGGACUUCAUCCAGCAGCACCGCCGGGCUCUGGAGUCAGAGUAUGUGUCCGCCCACCUGCAUGAGUGGAUUGACCUGAUCUUCGGCUACAAGCAGCGGGGGCCAGCUGCGGAAGAGGCCCUCAAUGUCUUCUACUACUGCACUUAUGAGGGGGCCGUGGACCUGGACCAAGUAGCAGAUGAGCGGGAACGGAAGGCUCUGGAGGGCAUUAUCAGCAACUUUGGGCAGACUCCCUGUCAGCUGCUAAAGGAGCCACAUCCAUCUCGGCUAUCAGCUGAGGAAGCAGCCCAGCGCCUUGCACGUGUGGACACUAACUCACCUAGCAUCUUCCAGCACCUGAACCAGCUCAAGGCCUUCUUUGCAGAGGUCAUCAGUGAUGACGUGCCCCUAGUGCUGGCCAUGGUUCCCCACCAGCAGCCUCACUCCUUCAUCACCCAGGGCUCCCCAGACCUGUUGGUGACCGUGAGUGCCAAUGGGAUGCUGGGUACCCACAACUGGUUGCCAUAUGACCGUAACAUAAGCAACUACUUCAGCUUCAGCAAAGACCCCACCAUUGGCAACCCCAAGAUGCAGCGACUGCUGAGUGGCCCAUGGGUACCUGGCAGUGGCGUGAGUGGGCAAGCUCUGGCAGUGGCCCCCGACGGAAGGCUGCUGUUCAGUGGUGGCCAUUGGGAUGGUAGCCUGCGAGUGACUGCACUACCCCGGGGCAAGCUAUUGAACCAGCUCAGACGCCAUCUAGGUAUGGGCAGCCUUGGAGCUAGGGCUGUGCAGGUGGGGGUAGGGGUCCCAGGCUGGCCAGGGAGGGGUAACUACUCUGUUCUGCUGGUCCCCUCCCUUCUUUCCCUCUCUCCUCCCCAUGUAGAUGUAGUAACCUGCCUCGCACUGGACACCUGUGGCAUCUACCUCAUCUCAGGCUCCCGGGACACCACAUGCAUGGUGUGGCGGCUGCUGCAGCAGGGUGGUCUCUCAGUGGGGCUGGCAUCGAAGCCCGUGCAGGUCCUAUAUGGGCAUGAGGCUGCAGUGAGCUGUGUGGCCAUCAGCACUGAACUCGACAUGGCAGUGUCUGGAUCUGAGGAUGGAACUGUGAUCAUCCACACUGUACGCCGCGGCCACUUUGUGGCCACACUGAGGCCCCCAGGAGCUACGUUGCCUGGACCCGUGGCUCACCUGGCACUGGGGUCUGAGGGCCAGAUUGUGGUGCAGAGCUCAGCGCGGGAGCGUCUGGGGGCUCAGGUCACCUACUCCUUGCACCUCUACUCUGUGAAUGGGAGGUUGCGAGCUUCACUGACCUUGGGAGAGCAGCCCACAGCCCUCAAAGUGACGGAGGACUUUGUUCUGCUGGGCACAGCCCAGUGUGCCCUGCACAUUCUCCACCUGAACAAACUGCUGCCGGCCGUGCCUCCCCUGCCCAUGAAGGUGCCCAUCCGCAGUGUGGCUGUGACCAAGGAACGCAGCCAUGUGCUCGUGGGCCUGGAGGACGGCAAGCUUAUCGUGGUGGGCGCAGGGCAGCCCUCUGAGGUGCGUAGCAGCCAGUUCGCGCGGAAGUUGUGGCGUUCCUCCAGGCGCAUCUCCCAGGUGUCCUCCGGGGAGACCGAGUACAACCCUGGAGAGGCCCGUUGACAGCCUGACCUGCCCCACUGCUCAGCCCCGCCCCUAGUGGGCUGCGCUCCCGAAGACUCCGUCCCGGAGGGGGAAACUGAGGAGGAGGCGAAUCCCAGUCCGCACUCGGGGUGGGCAGGGCCCCACCUCCGCCCAGCUCAGGGAUUGGCAGGCGGUGUACUCCAGGAAGCCACGCCCCUCGCUGGCAGAGGGGCUGCCUGGAGUCCCAGUACUGGCCAGAGCGGCCGCACAGCACUUUUUGCACAAUCUGGGGCAGGGAACCCAGGCUCCCAAGCCCAAACCCCCAAGCCCCCGUCCCGGCAGAUCAAAGGGGCUGGGCUGUGGCCUUAAUCCUAAGGGUGGCCCCCCCCCACCCCGCCCCGCUCCCGCCCCCGCUCUCCCAUCUCAGCAAUAAACGUGAACUAGUUUUGUAGCUGUUCCGCCUCUGAGCAUGCAUGUGCACGCGCAGCCUGCCCUGGCCACCGUCUGGGGCUCACAUGCUCCUGGUCUGAGCACCCACGGUGGCUCGUUCCUUCCCCAUCCGCGCUGCCUGUCCUUGAGGACCCCGCCUGCUGUUUCUCUGGUUUGAUCUCAUUCCAGCUGCGGACUCUGCGCAUGUGCGCGUUCCUGGACAGGGCGGGGCAAAACCGCGGGCAGCCCCACCCCCUCAGUGCCCAGCCCCUUUCGGGUCCCAGCCUUCCCGCGAUCUGCGCCUCCGCUCUAGUCUCGGGCGGGUCAGAACCUGGCCUUCCCAGGGACUCUACUCCAUCUUGGCCGGCCCAAGGCCUGGAGGCCCCAUCCCGCCAAGGCUCAACGGAUCUUGGGACUAGCGAAGGCGGCCGCCACAGGUCAGGAGUGGGUUAGGGACAGAGCACUGUGUUUUCCUGGACUGAGGAAGCAAAGGGCUCUCUCUCUGUUCCCCACUUCCAGACCCGGGAUCCUGUGCCGUCGUCGUGCUAGCAUCUGGGUUGGGAUGCAUGCGGGUAGCCAGGGUAGUGUGGGCAUGCAGAGUGUAGCUCUGGGACAUGUGUGUCGGGGUGGGUGGUAGAGGCUCCAAUCCCACAGCCGGGGGUGGGUCAGGCACAAGGCUUGGCUGUCCUUACAAGCGUAGUCACAGGCUCACCUGCGAGCCAGGAUCCAGGGAAGGCCUCUUAUGCGGUAAGUGACACAAAUGUAUAUACAUCCUUCAUGUGGUAAGGGUCACUGCAGCCUCUGCGCCAGACACACUUGCCAACUGUGCAUGUGCAUUUAGCAUAAACAUAGGCCCCUGGCCUUGUCCAGGGAAGUGAAUUUGGAGUGCCUGGAUUGGACCAGGCCAGAUGGGGAGUGGUGGAUGUUGGGGAGUUGGAGGGUCUUUCCCUGGUCUCAUCCCCAUCCUUUUUCCAAGCAAGAUGCCCUCUUCAGCCCAUACAGGGUCUCUCUUCCCUAGGCCUCAGCAGGUUGUAGGUCCCAGAUGGAUCAGCCCUGUGGGUACAGAUGGGUCCUGGGAUUGAGUGCUUUUCGGGUAUUUGGUUUCCAAGCCCUCCAAACUUCCAGAUGAGAAGGACCAAGGUGCCUCCAGGUCCACAUACCCUCUGCCCUUGCUGAACCCACAUAGGAACUGUCCCAUCCAGCCUCUGAACAGGAGGUGAGGGCUGGACACUGACCACUCCAGGGGCUAUGCUUGUGCUGAGAACUCCGGGGAGCCCUCCCAUCAGCUGCUAAGUCUCUACCUGGCUGUCUUAGAUGGGGAAAGGAGUCUCCCUGGUCCUCCUAUGCCAACCCUGGACUGAGUCCAGGGGUUUGCCAAGGUCUUUGAGACAGGGUGGUUUUCAAUGUGCUCUUCUCCACCCUGAGCUGCAUCCUGACCUUCUCCAGCUUAGGCCAGCUGAGGCAAGCAAUAUCAUCUCCACUCCACUUGAUGUUGGAGAAAACUGGUCAAGAUUGGCGAAUGGGAAGAUGGGGGAUGGGAUACCCAGCCAUGGAGUGAAUCAGAAUCAAGUGAGCCAGGAAAGGGGAACAGGCUACCCCAGGGAUUUCUGACUUCAGGCCUGAGGAAUUCUACUAAUGUCCCUAUACACAGCCUCUUCUGGACUCACAGAAGUCUCCCAUCUCCUUUGCCUGGGCACUGUCCAUGACACUCCAACCCCUUCUCUAAGAGAUGCAGCCCCUCGGAGCACUGCUGGCUGGUAGAACCAUGCCUCACAACUCCAGCCACAGGGAAGACAUGGGCCAUGUGGGUAAGUACCUCUUGAUCCAGAUUUUGGACACUGGAAGGAUAGAAAGUAGCACAGAUGGACAGAUCACCCACAAGUCCAGUCACAGGCUCCCCAGCCCCUGUUUCUUGUGCCCUGCCUGCACUGGAUUGUGAGGACACUGGCCUGCAGACAGAAGUGAGCAACAGCAUUUACUUGCUUUCUGGUUCAGCUUUAUUUUGCAAAAAUUGACAAGGCCUCCUGUGCACUGAGGCCCCCAUGUGGACCAACAUGAAUCAGUGUGCUCUCGCAGUCCAGACUUGGUGGGGGAGAUAGCACAUACCAUUUAGCGCCAUAGGAGACAGAGGAGGUGCACUAGGAGCCAGAAAAGGGAAAGACUGGGAGAGAUCAAGGGAGAUUUCCCAGAGUAGGAGUUUGUCGGAUGGCAAAAGUAGACCAGCAAGAGCAGGAGUCUGGAAACCCAGAGAAGAUAGAUCCCAGAAGGGCCAGAUGUUCAAGGAGAGGUGGUGGGAGGUAAGGGUGGGGAAUGAAACAUGGCAUGAAUUUUUGACUCUACAUAGUAGGGACUAUGAAUUCAAACCUUUCUAGCAGGAAAGUCUACAUCUGCUGUCUAGGGACCCUAGUCUUGAUUCCUUACCCCUGACCCUGUCUGUCCUUUCCUCCACAGAUAAGCCUCAGAAGGAGCAGGAUGGGAAGAGGGGAGGGGCAUGGUUAGGGGCAGGGGGAGCCCUGGCCCCCAGUACCUCCUCCCCAUUCCCCCCUGAGCCUCCAGGGGCUUCAGGCAGCAUCAUCCCUGUCUACUGUGCCCUCCUAGCCACUGUGGUCCUCGGUCUGCUUGCUUAUGUGGCCUUCAAGUGGUAGGUGGUCUGGGCAUUGUUCUAUGACACCCCCCUCCCUAUCUGGACUCCCAUCCAGCUCCCUCUCUGUCUCGGAGAAGGUUGAAGUGGGCUGGCAGGUUCUCCCUGCUCCCCACAGCUGGCGCUCACAUAAACAAAGGCAGCAACUGGCCAAGGCUCGAACUGCGGAGCUGGGGGGCCUCAAAAGGGACCAUAUGCCUGGGGAUAGCAGUGUCUUCCAGGACUCUCCUAGCGGCCUGGAGCCCUGUGUCCCCAGCCAGGGGCCGCAUCCUGAACUUGGCUGCCGGCUCUACCUCCAUAUCCCUCCGCAGCAGCGACAGGAAGUGGAGCAGCUCUUGGAGGCCUCAGGUGAACCUGACAAAGGCUGGCAGGGCCUGGCAGGCUACCUGGGCUACCAAGCUGAGGCUGUGGAGACCAUGGCCCGGAGCCAGGUGCCAGCCUACACUCUGCUGAGGGACUGGGCCAUCCGGGAAGGCAGCGGUGCCACCCUCAGGGUGCUAGCAGAUGCCCUGGCUGCCAUGGGCCGUGAAGAUGUGGUCCAGGUCCUGGAUCCCCCAGCUGAGGGCUGCUCUGUGGUGUGAUGCUUCCAUAGCCCAGCCUCUCAGGGAACUGCUCUGGUGCUCCCCACCACCCAUCUCAUAUGCAUUUCCUUUCAUGGGUAUCCUGGCAUUGGUGACCUCAGCCUGCUCUGUUCUGAGGGGACAUAAAGCUCCAGCCACCACCACCUCCUCUCACCCUACCUUCCUCCAGGACAGGGACCAGGAUAUGGGGCAGGGGGAUGGCGGGGUGAGGAGGGUUGACAGUGAGUGGCCCUGCCUCCUGAUCCCCAUUUUAACUCCCCUUACUUAACCUCAACUUUUUUUUUCUACUUUUGUAUCCCAUAUUAAAGGAAAUUUUGGACUGUU
Molecule: messenger RNA, 15867 nt
Organism: Sus scrofa (pig)
Lineage: Eukaryota; Metazoa; Chordata; Mammalia; Artiodactyla; Suidae
Source: RefSeq, a predicted model, not a curated record